This is a messenger RNA of Condylura cristata (star-nosed mole), 552 nucleotides long. RefSeq names its product killer cell lectin-like receptor subfamily F, member 2 (gene KLRF2). The transcript has 5 exons. NCBI's taxonomy places the organism in Eukaryota, Metazoa, Chordata, Mammalia, Eulipotyphla, Talpidae. The record is from RefSeq and is a predicted model, not a curated record.
AUGGAGACUGAAGAUGGCUACAUGAUUCUGAAUUGCAAGAAUCGUUUCAAACUCAAACAGAAAUCUAAAGAUUUCUCAUGGUAUUUACAAUAUUACUAUCUUAUGGUGAUAUUUGCAUGUAUUGGCAUUCUGAUUUUCAUGAGCACAUCUGGCUUCAGCUUUUGGAAAAAUAAAUCUACAUGCCCAUGUGACUGGCAGUUGAACCAAGGGAAAUGCUACAGGUUUCUAACUUCUUCUAAAACUUGGAACGAGAGUCAACAUGAUUGUAUGAAGUUACAGGCUCAUUUGCUGGUGAUUCAGAGUUCUAUGGAGCUGGAGUUCAUAUAGAUGAAUUUAAAACUUGGACAACCGGGUUGGAUAGGACUAUAUUUUAUUCCAUCUCAAGGCAACCAAUGGAUGUGGAUAGAUAAACAUCCUUUUGUGGAGCAAACUAAUUUGCUUGUAAUUGGACCAAUGGAUAACAUGAGCUGUGCCGUCAUAACAGGAAAGCAGAUAUAUUCUGAAGACUGUAACACCAAAUUUAGUGCCAUUUGCCAGAGAGAUGCUGUCUAA